Chara braunii is the source of this 1840-nucleotide messenger RNA. The record is from the annotation of a GenBank genome assembly. NCBI's taxonomy places the organism in Eukaryota, Viridiplantae, Streptophyta, Charophyceae, Charales, Characeae.
CCGUCAACACAUAGCGUGUGGGCAGCGGAUUUCGACAGCACGUGGCACACGCUAUGGAGAGCGACACACCCAGAGAACUCGGAUAGUGGGGCUGUUAUGACGGGGGUCACACCACGCCCUAGGGAUUUUCGUCCUGGAGUUGGCUGGGAAACAGAGAGAGCACGACAGGAGAAAAACGAUGAUUCAAGGAGGGAGGUAAGAAGGGAGGGAGAGGAGGGGGGAAAGGAGAAAGGGCGGCACAGAGGAGGGAGGGGAGAGGAGGAGGCGGACAAGCAUGGGCAGCCACCACGGGAUAUUCUAUUGAUUGGAGGAAUGAAACCGAGGCCACAGGGAACGAAAAGACCAAGGCCGAGACGCAAGAACAAGCAACGAGAGGGGAAGGCGGGGAAGGGGAGAAAAGGGAAACAAGCGGUGUCAUCCUCCACCGAGCACAACCCGUCCCCGAAGAGAUGCAGAGACGAGACGGAGAAGGGAGUGCUGAUCUUUGGGGAGCACCGAUCUGUUUUAGGCGUACGAGGGAGACAAGGAACUGGGGAGCAGGGAUCUCGUCAGGGGGACAAAUUGGGGAAAUUGGAGGGAGAGGAGCCAAUCGAACCACAGAAAACGGAGGAAAAGAGGGGGGGGAACGGAACAGUGGAGGAUGCAACUGCUGGAGCGGCGGAGCCCACCGAGACAGAUGAAAGAUCGUUGGUAUACCUGGGGGAAGACCCGGGGGGAAGGACAGAGAGGAUAGUAUGGGAAACGGUGGGGGGAUCGGGAGGGAAGCCGGGACAGGAUCGGACAGCUGAGUCAAAGAAGUGGGGGAGGGGCCGAGAAGAGAUGCGAGGAGCGGGACGGGCUGCUGGGGCGGAGGGGGAGGGCGAGAGGGACAGAUCGGUGGGCCCACACAAUGGCACCUCGGUAGGGGCGAUGGAUCAAGAGAUGCAAGGAGUGGGACGGGCUGUUGGGGAGGAGGGGGAUGGCGAGAGGGACAGAUCGGCGGGCCCACACAAGGGCAUCCCAGUAAUAUUGGUUACAACACAAGAGGCGGAUGAAGGGGAGGUGCGAUUUGCAAUGGCCAGAUUUGAGGACCAUUCGUCACAGCAAUGGGCAGUCACGGUGGGGAAAAGUUGGGUGGGGAAGAACUAUGAGGUGGGACCAGUGGAAAGAGUGUUGACGAUCCAUUUGGUGGAGAAGGUGGACGACGGGAAACUUAUGGGACUGUAUGUUUUUCUGCUGAGAACGGAACUCCGCUUGGACGACGCAGUGGUGUCGUCUCUGAAUCCGCAAUUUGUGUGGCAAGACUUCGGUCAACUUUUGGGACCGGUGAUGGCCGCGACAUCCAGCUAUGCGACCCAGGAGACCAUGGGCACACAUGUCCUGAGGGGAGUGAAUAAACACUUGCCCGAAGAUAAGAAGUUUACAGGACACGGCUUUUGGGUAGAAGGGUAUGAAUGGCCAUUUGCGAGGUCGGGGACGCGUCGAAUAGGUCCUCGCGAAGAUCCAAAGUUUCGGUCAGCGUGACAUCCGCAGGGGCGUCGGCGCGCAGAAAUGGAGGAGGAAGGGGGGGAGGUCGUAGGUGAGGGGGAGGGGGACGAUGACCGCCGGAGUAAGGGCUAUGGGCUCUCUCUGAAAAGAGAGGUGGGGGGGCGGGGGGGAAUCGUCGUCGUGCCAGUUAGCAUUAGAUAAAGGGCGGGUAGGGCAGACAUGGUAGUAGAAAAGGCGUUCAGAGUGGCUUCGGUGAACAUAAGAGGAUUGGGGGAGAGAUCAAUUAGAUGGAGGACUAGACAACUUAGACAAAUAGUGGACAGGGAAAAAAUACAUGUGUUGUGCAUACAAGAAACAAAGCUCAAAGAAGAGC